UGAGGGGAAUCUGAAGAGCGGAUGCGUGUUUGUUUUCACUGUUUCAGUCUUACACUUUUUGUGAAAUUACGUUUUGUUUAUUGUUUAUUGUUUAUGUUAAAUACUAAGCUUGGUUGGUUUGUUUGAGCAGUCAUGCAGAUUUGUGUAGUGUGUAGCGAGAAAAUUCCCAAAUACAGAUGUCCUGUGUGCAGAAUAAGAUACUGUUCUUUAGGGUGCUUUAAGAAACACAAAAGUGAUGACUCGUGCCAGCCAGUGAAAGAUGUCACACCUCCUGCACCAUGUCCAGCUUCCAGUCAGAGUGCGGCAGAGCCCUGGACGGUUGAUUACCUCCUGGAUGAGGACAGUCAGUCUGACAGAGUUCCUCUGCAGAAACUUCAGCUAUUAGGUGAAUCAAAAGAUCUGAAGACUCUGCUGCAGAAUCCACACCUGAGGAAUCUGAUGCUGACUGUCGAUUCAGCCGAGGAUAAAUCCAAAGCGAUGAAGGACGCCAUGCAGGAGCCGCUGUUUGUAGAGCUCGCCAACCAGUGCUUACAGAUUAUUGAGCCAACAGAAAUACGAGAUGAUGAUGACGACGAUGAAUAGUAAACAAUUCACUCAGACUAGUGCUUGAUGAAAAACCUGUGUGUGUGUGUGUGUGUGUGUGUGUGUGUGCGCACGAGUACUGAUUCAAUGCAAAUAUGGAAUAUACUUCAUUUUAGUCUUCCCUGGAUUACAGGAGUUUAAGAUUCAGUACGUGCUUGCAAACGCAGUCUAUUAAAAGUAUUUGUUUAUAGUU
This is a messenger RNA of Ictalurus punctatus (channel catfish), 775 nucleotides long. RefSeq names its product zinc finger, HIT-type containing 3 (gene znhit3). Gene Ontology annotation, cellular component: pre-snoRNP complex; nucleus. Gene Ontology annotation, molecular function: protein binding. The record is from RefSeq and is marked provisional. Lineage: Eukaryota; Metazoa; Chordata; Actinopteri; Siluriformes; Ictaluridae. Gene Ontology annotation, biological process: snoRNA localization; maturation of LSU-rRNA from tricistronic rRNA transcript (SSU-rRNA, 5.8S rRNA, LSU-rRNA); box C/D snoRNP assembly.